GGUAGCAGGCAAGGGGUCUGGCUCUCUGUUCCUCAAGCUACUGCCAAGUGCAACAACAAUUUUUGCAGAUUUCUCCCUGCACUGCGAAUUCUUCAACGUUAAUACAACACUCAGAUGUCCUCAAUCUGUAGCUCGCUUGGUUUUCUGGUUCCUCAAUUGAGGCACAGGAGGAACACCCGCUUCUUGAUUUUAUUUCACUCCAAGAGAUAUAUUAGCUUCGUCUCGCCUGUAAUUUACUGCUCAAACAAUGACUCCAUUUCCAAACAAAGCCAGGGUUAUGAUCCUUCAGAAGAGUUACUGGGACUUGAGGCUGAUCUCAAGCCAAGGAAUUCUAUCUAUGGUGCAUCUAAACCAAGAUCUUGGUUUGGUCCAAAUGGUCAGUAUAUUAGAGAGCUUCCUUGCCCUAGUUGCAGGGGGAGAGGUUAUACUCCAUGUACAGAGUGUGGAAUCGAAAGAUCAAGAUUAGAUUGUUCUCAAUGUAAUGGAAAGGGUAUAAUGACUUGCCGUCAGUGUUUGGGUGAUUGUGUCAUAUGGGAAGAGUCAAUUGAUGAGCAACCAUGGGAGAAAGCUCGCUCAAUUUCUCCGCUCAAAGUGAAGGAUGAUGAUGAAGUAGACAAUUUAGAAAUAAAGCUGGAAAUGAAGAAAAAAUCUAAGCGUGUGUACCAAUCACCACCUCCUGAAGUUGGACAGAAGAUCAGUCGAUCACUAAAAAGUCUCAAUGCCAAAACUGGACUAUUUAGUAAAAGAAUGAAGAUUAUCCAUCGCAAUCCUAAGCUUCAUGCACAAAGGGUGGCUGCAAUUAAGAAGGCCAAAGGGACUGCUGCAGCAAGGAAACAUACUUCUGAAACUUUGAAAGCUUUCUUUAGUGAUCCAGAAAAUCGACGCAAGAGGAGCAUUGCUAUGAAAGGAGCGAAAUUUUACUGCAGACACUGCGGACGAGAAGGACAUCGAAAACACUACUGUCCAGAACUUAGGGAUAGCUUGACAGACUGGCAGUUUCGAUGCCGAUUGUGUGGGGAAAAGGGCCAUAACAGAAGAACAUGCCUGAAGUCGAGGACAAGUAAUCAUAAAGGUACAGUUAGAAGGCAUCACAGCUGCAAAAUUUGUCAUCAAAGUGGCCAUAAUCGAAGGACUUGCCCCAAACUGACGGGGAAAAAAUCAGGCUGCACUGAUGCAAAGAAAGAUUUUGUGCUAGCUGGACGUAGAGCAUACACCUGCCGUUUUUGUCGAGAAAAAGGACACAACAUGAGGACCUGUCCUAAUGGAAAUAGAGAUCCUGCAACGAUUAAUCCUGGAUAUAAAGAGGACGCCAACGGCCUGUCUGUGGGCUAAUGCGUCUUCAUUGAACUUACAGGCCGUAGGUUUUCUUUUCUUUUUUUUUUUUUUUUUCCUUAUUGUCUGCAGCUUCUGUACCUCAAAGAAAUUAUUGUUCAUGAUGGCUUUAUUGUAUGUAGUACUUGAUUUUAGCUACCGUUAAAUUUCUAGUUUUUUUUUUUUUUUUUUUUAAGCAAUAUGCUUGGCGGCCAAAAAAAGAUGGUAUCCUCAAAAGCAUUAGCAGAGAAUGAAGAACCCAUGUAUUCUUAAUUUGGAUGUUUGAUUUUUAUUAAUUUUUCAAAAUUAACUUUUUUUUUUGUA
This is a messenger RNA of Hevea brasiliensis (rubber tree), 1635 nucleotides long. RefSeq lists its product as uncharacterized. The transcript has 9 exons. Gene Ontology annotation, cellular component: cytoplasm. Gene Ontology annotation, biological process: positive regulation of cytoplasmic translation. The record is from RefSeq and is a predicted model, not a curated record. Lineage: Eukaryota; Viridiplantae; Streptophyta; Magnoliopsida; Malpighiales; Euphorbiaceae. Gene Ontology annotation, molecular function: zinc ion binding; mRNA binding; translation regulator activity. Bases 115 to 1332 code for a protein of 405 amino acids.